Messenger RNA from Camponotus floridanus (Florida carpenter ant), 2181 nucleotides. Its product is annotated as glucose dehydrogenase [FAD, quinone]-like. The record is from RefSeq and is a predicted model, not a curated record. Gene Ontology annotation, molecular function: flavin adenine dinucleotide binding; ecdysone oxidase activity. Lineage: Eukaryota; Metazoa; Arthropoda; Insecta; Hymenoptera; Formicidae. The transcript is spliced from 2 exons. Bases 141 to 2021 code for a protein of 626 amino acids.
CUAUGGACACGAGUCCAUAAUUCUUGCGAGAUGAUCCGUGGAAAUCCUGAUGUUUUCGAACGAGUGCGCCAGUCAUGUAGACGUCGUGCUCAGGCAUGUUUUGAAAGAACAACAAAACUGUAAAUCGUUUCACCUGAAUUAUGGAAGCAUGCUUGACUGCUAGUUGUGCGGCUGCAAUAAACAGCUCUCCUGCUAAUAUCUUUCCAUACCUAGUGCAAACGCUUCUAGCAGCGCAAUGUAGCUUAGCCAGUGAUAUUUACCCUCCAGAUCGUUCAGAAGAAAUUGCGGCUUCUAAUAUAGAAUUUGACUUUAUAAUUGUUGGUAGUGGAAGCGCUGGAUCUGUGGUGGCCAAUCGUUUAACCGAAGUAGAAGAUUGGAAAAUACUGUUAAUCGAAGCUGGCGAUAAUCCCUCUGUACUUAAUGAGAUUCCCGGGGCCUUUUUGAUGCAAAUAGACUCACCGAUAGAUUAUUCAUACGAUGUUGAACCCGAAAAAUUUGCUUGUCACGGUAGCAAAAACAAAUUGUGCAAAUGGGCAAAAGGGAAAGCUCUCGGCGGCAGCUCUACUUUAAAUGCUAUGCUCUAUAUUAUGGGCAAUGACGAGGAUUACAACGAAUGGUCUCGAAUGGGAAACGAAGGAUGGAGUUAUGACGAAGUUCUCCCAUAUUUCAAGAAAUCGCAAUCUUGCGGUCAUGGACAUAGUGACGAAUGGAGGAGCAAAUACUGUGGUCAUGACGGACCUUUAAAUAUCAGGUAUUUCAACUAUACUAAUCCGGACGUAUUUGAAAUGGUUCUAGAUGCCGCUCGCGAAAUGGACAUACCUAUUUUGGACGUAAUUAAUAAUGGCGAGAAAUUUAUCGGAUACGGUGUAGCCCAAGGCACUUUGGAUAAAGGUCGCAGAAUGAGCACUUCGAAAGCUUUCCUGUCGUCAAUUAAAGAUAGAAGCAAUCUCUACGUAAUGAAAUCGACUCGAGCCGACGCCAUUCUCCUCGAUGGUACUCGAGCCGUUGGAGUACGCGUAACUUUGAAGGACGGAAGGUCAAUCGACGUAAAAGCCUCGAAAGAGGUGAUCUUGUCAGCGGGCAGCAUAGGCAGUCCCCAACUUCUUAUGCUUUCCGGUAUCGGACCCAAGCAGCAUUUAUAUGAAAUGGGAAUACCUAAUGUCGUUGAUUUACCUGUCGGCCAGAAUCUUCAGGAUCAUCUUAGAUGGACCGGCAUAUUCUUGGAUUUCAAAAACCACAGCGCAAUAUUUUCACCCACGUAUUUAUUGGAUGAGGCUUACGAGUAUUUAAUUUAUAAUCGAGGUCCCUUCGCAACUAGCGCAGCUUAUGAUCUUCAUGGGUUCGUCAACGUACAUGAUUCGAGCUCCAAGUAUCCAAACAUUCAGUUUCAUCAUAUUCAUUUUUUACAAGGCCAAAUGGAUAAAGCAUUCGCUUCACUAGUGCAGUUCUACAUAAACAAAGAAAUAAGUCAAGAUAUAGUAAAAUUGUUAACAGAUAAGUCAAUACUCGCUCCUGUACCUGUUCUGCUAAAGCCGAAGAGCACAGGCGAAUUGCGACUACGUAGCAAAGAUCCAGUAGAUCGAAUCAGAAUCUUCGCCAAUUAUUAUUCUGUACAAGAGGAUAUGGACACGAUGUUAAAAUCUUUGGACAUUGUGAAGAAGAUGUUGAAUACGGAGACAUUUAAACGACAUGGAAUAAGAUUGCAUCAUUUAGAUAUUGCGGAUUGCCGUGAUACUGAACCUGAUUCCGAGGAAUACUGGAAGUGUAAUUUGCGACAUAUGUCGUUUACAAUUUAUCAUCCUGUUGGAACGACCAAGAUGGGCCCUCAAAGCGAUCCCACAGCUGUUGUAAGCCCACGAUUAAAAGUCCAUGGUAUACAGGGAUUAAGAGUGAUCGAUGCAUCCAUUAUGCCGACAAUUACUAGUGGAAACACAAAUGCGCCUACAAUAAUGAUAGGCGAGAAAGGCGCAGACUUGAUCAAAGAGGAUUGGGCAAUUAUAAAAGGCAAGGAUGAAUUGUAAAAGAUACAUUUCAAAAUAACUUUAAAACUUUUAUCAAACUUUUCUUCUUUCUUUUUUUAUAAUAAUUUUUUUUAUAAUAAUUUCUGUAUUAUGAGGAUCAAAUGCUAAUAUUAAAGUACAAAUGGUAAAGUACAGAAGCUAAUAUUUAAGUACAAAUGGU